Molecule: messenger RNA, 663 nt
Organism: Rhodofomes roseus
Lineage: Eukaryota; Fungi; Basidiomycota; Agaricomycetes; Polyporales; Fomitopsidaceae
Exons: 4
Coding region: 1-663 (220 amino acids)
Source: RefSeq, a predicted model, not a curated record
AUGUCCUUCCCUGGACAAUCCCCAUACGUCGUUCGCUUCUAUCAUCUCCUCGAGCUCCUUCAACACAAAUGCAACUUGGAACCUCGUCUCCUCCCUCACGAUCCAACUGCCUGGCUUGCCUGGGCCCAUGGAAGUCAUUGGCUGUUGCACAUGCUGUUUGAGUCCCGUAGCAUAGCCGUGGCCUCCGGGGACAUCUCUCUCCCUUCCGUCCGCCAGACGCCAUCUGUGCACGCACUGGUCGAGUACCUCGAUGCCGUCUUUGCAACCCUUCCUUCCAAGCAUGCUUCGUCUAUUCCCGAGCUGUACCCCGUCAUCGCCUGGUCACCUAACCGCAUUCUUGCCAAGCAGAGCAUUGCUGAGGAAGGUGCUCCGCUCCCGGCCAUCUCCUAUCGCAACAGUCCGCUCGCCUUAUUGAACCAGCGCGCUUCUUCAGUCAGAUGGGACGUCGUCACUGACCAGCUGGAAGCUCUUAGUGCUGCCCAGUGUUCGACCACCGACACCCUUGACCAGCUCAAUGGCGAGCUAGCUGCGCUCUCCGCCGCAGUCCAAGCUUGUCAGACAGUAACAGGAAGUAGCAAUAGGGCCUCCAAGUUUGCAACAGGCCCACCAAGGAUCACGUACAUUGGUGGUGAGAUGUCAACAGAAUUAGGAGGCCACUCAUAG